GCGUACGCGACUCCCAAUAAAUAAUUAUAGAUUUAUAGACUCUCUCUCUCUUUCUUCUCUUUUUAUACAUUUGUACUUCGUUCAUCGUUUAGAUCAAAGAGAGAAAUCGUUUGUUCAGAGGAUCUACCGUAAUUUUCUAGCAGAAUAUGGCGGGAGACGAAAGCCGCGAAGCUCAACGAGGCGACGACCGUGAGGAAUCGAGUCCUCUCUUGCAAGCGAACGACAGCAAGAUCUGCUCGAAAGGGGACACCAAGACGACACCGAUUGUGUCUCCUCCUCCCGCGGCGGAGGGAUACGGAUGGACGGCGGAUGGGUUGCCGGUGAGCCAUGGGAGCGUGAUCGGAGAGCCCAUCGGGAGAAACCAGUGGAAUUCUGGUCUCUUUGCUUGUCUUGGCCGAAAUGAUGAAUUCUGCAGCAGCGAUCUCGAAGUUUGUCUUCUUGGAAGUGUGGCUCCCUGUGUGCUGUAUGGAACUAAUGCAGAGAGGCUUGGGUCUGCUCCGGGAACGUUUUCGAACCACUGCUUGACGUAUUUAGGAUUGUACUUUGUCGGCAAUUCGUUGUUUGGCUGGAACUGCCUUGCUCCAUGGUUCUCUUACUCCAGCCGUUCUGCCAUUCGCCGAAAGUUUAACCUUGAGGGAAGCUUUGAGGCGAUGAACAGGUCGUGUGGUUGCUGCGGUAGCUGCAUAGAGGAUGAAAUGCAAAGGGAACAUAUGGAGACGACUUGUGACUUUGUGACGCAUGUCCUUUGCCACACAUGUGCCCUUUGCCAAGAAGGCCGUGAGAUCCGCAGGAAGGUUCUUCACCCGGGAUUCAAUGCUCAGUCCACCGUGGUGGUGCUCCCUCCCAGAGAACAAACUAUGGGGCGUAAGUGAAGCUUGCUUUGAGUCGAGUGGUCUAAAUAGCACUUGUUACAUUUGUAUACACACCGUUGUUGAAACAAGUGUCUUAUGUGAAACUCCAACUAUGAUAUUGUCUCUUGCUUACUUUUUUUGAAUAAACCAUUCUAUUGGUGUAAUUUGUCGUGUAUCUUUCUUUUUUUCUUUCUUGUACCGGUCUACUACGCAUACAAUACAAACAUAUGUAUAUCUUUACUUUCACGCACUUGUAUUUGAGAUGGUU
Eutrema salsugineum is the source of this 1119-nucleotide messenger RNA. RefSeq names its product cell number regulator 8. The transcript is spliced from 3 exons. NCBI's taxonomy places the organism in Eukaryota, Viridiplantae, Streptophyta, Magnoliopsida, Brassicales, Brassicaceae. The record is from RefSeq and is a predicted model, not a curated record. The coding region runs from base 147 to 872 and encodes 241 amino acids.